GAGCUGCCGAACUUGUUAUAUAGACACCACUCCAGUCACUACUUGAAAGCUCCAGCAAGAUUCGGCUCAAAGCUCCUUGCCUCCUUUAAAGGGGUUACAGAGAUGGCUAAGGCUCUUAUUGUGUUCGUCUGUUGCUGCCUGCUGGUGGCGUCCACCACGGCAGCGCGUGUUCUAAGCGACGGCGAGCGUUUCGGCGGCCAGAAGAACCCCGCCGACCCGCACCAUUCUCCGGAUCCGAGGCGCUCACACAGGACUCCGCCCUGCUCUCCGGCGCCGCCACAAGGUGGUGGUGAAGGGUACUACCCACCCUCGCCAUCCAUUGGUACGUCCCCGACCACGCCUGGUGGCGGUGGCGACGGCUACCCGCCCUCACCAUCUACCGGUACGUCUCCGACCACGCCUGGUGGCGGUGGAAACUAUCCACCAUCGCCGUCCAUCGGCACAUCCCCCACCACACCGACCUCACCUGGUGGUGGGUACUACCCACCCUCGCCGGACAUCGGCACCUCUCCGAGCACGCCUGGCGGUGGUAGCGGGUACAACACCCCUCCUUCCCCGUCCAGUGAUAUUUCUCCGACCACGCCCGGCGGCGGUGGUGUGUACAACACCCCUCCUUCCCCGUCCAGCAACACCUCUCCGACCACUCCUGGCGGCGGUGGCGGGUACAACACCCCUCCUUCGCCAUCCAGUGACACGUCUCCGACCACACCCGGCGGCGGUGGCGGGUACUACAGUCCCCCUUCGCCAUCCAGUGACACCUCCCCAACCACGCCCGGCAAUGGCGGCGGCGGGUGCAACACCCCCCCUUCACCUUCUAGUGACACCUCUCCUACCAUGCCCGGCGGCGGUGGCGGGUACUACGGCCCCCCUUCGCCAUCCAGUGACACCUCCCCGGUCACGCCCGGCAGCGGCAGCGGGUACAACACUCCACCUUCGCCGUCCAGUGACACCUCCCCGAACACACCUGGCAACGGUGGCGGGUACUACGGCCCUCCUUCCCCGUCCAGUGACGCCUCCCCGAAUACGCCUGGCAGCGGUGGCGGGUACUACGGCCCCCCUUCGCCGUCCUCGGACACCUCCCCCACCGCACCUAGUGGAGGGUACUACAGCCCCCCUUCACCGUCCAGUGACACCUCUCCAACCACGCCUGGAAGCGGCGGCAGGUACAUACCGACGCCAAACGUGCCGUUACCGCCUAUCAGAACAACGCCAACACCUUUCUCUCCGCUGACGCCCACGCCGACCACCCCCACGCCCUACGAUCCCAACACCCCGCCAUUCUUCACCGGUCCGAGCACCUACUGGAUGACGCACCCGGGCGUGGUCUGGGGCCUGUUCGGGUUCUGGUGCCCGCUGGCGCGGCUGUUCGGGCCGAGCGCCGCGGUGCCGUUCGGGCACGACCUGACCGUGCCGGAGGCGCUGGCCAAUACGCGCGAGGACGCCGUGGGCGCGCUCUUCCGCGAGGGCACGGCGUCGCUGCUCAACUCCAUGGUGAACAGCAGGUUCCCCUUCACCACGCAGGAAGUGAAGGACGCCUUCGGCGCCGCGCUCGGCUCUGGCGACGACGGCGCCGCCGCCGCGCAGGCGCAGCUCUUCAAGGAGGCAAACAAGGGGCAUGUCAAGCUCUAGGCAACUAGCCCUGUGUCCCGUGGACGGAAUGUAUAGGCAUGCAUGCGAUGGCAGGCGCACGCGCAAGCAUGCAUGUGUUUGUUCUUCUGAAUCGAGAUCAUGAUCUUGUCUGCACGUGUAUGAUCAUGAAGUUAGUAGUAGCUCUUAAGUUCCUUAAUUUGUAUUAGGUGUGCAUGCGGUCUUAGUGGACGGGACUGUUUAUGUGGCUUUCAUCUUUUCUGAAGCUGUGAUAUUUUUAUUUUGGUGUA
Molecule: messenger RNA, 1877 nt
Organism: Phragmites australis (common reed)
Lineage: Eukaryota; Viridiplantae; Streptophyta; Magnoliopsida; Poales; Poaceae
Product: protodermal factor 1-like
Exons: 3
Coding region: 103-1629 (508 amino acids)
Source: RefSeq, a predicted model, not a curated record